Drosophila subpulchrella is the source of this 2427-nucleotide messenger RNA. It is a transcript of the gene Abi, whose product is annotated as abl interactor 2. Lineage: Eukaryota; Metazoa; Arthropoda; Insecta; Diptera; Drosophilidae. The transcript is spliced from 6 exons. The record is from RefSeq and is a predicted model, not a curated record. Bases 162 to 1595 code for a protein of 477 amino acids. Gene Ontology annotation, molecular function: SH3 domain binding.
UUGCCUCGCUCCAACGGGCAAUUGGAGCAGCUGCGUCGACGUCGGCAGCGGCAGCGGACCAGAAGUGUCCACGCCCCAAAUGUUUACGGGCGUGAAAAGUGCGGAAAAGCGGGGAAACUAAUUGGGUUCUCGUCUCCCGUUCGCCCCCAGCAUCCACACCCAUGUUGACCGAAGCCCCCAUGGCCAGCGAGAACAUCAUGGACGAAUUAGCCUCUCUGAUACGCACCGAGAUCCCCGACGGCCGCCAGAGUCUGCGGGACAGCUACACGAACCUGGAGCGGGUGGCCGACUACUGCGAGGACACCUACUACCGCGCGGACAACAAAAAGGCGGCCCUGGAGGCCACCAAGAACUACACCACCCAGUCGCUGGCCAGCGUCGCCUACCAGAUCAACACGCUCGCCUACAGCUACAUGCAGCUGCUCGAGCUCCAGGCCCAGCAGCUCGGCGAGAUGGAGUCCCAGAUGAACCACAUCGCCCAGACGGUGCACAUCCACAAGGAGAAGGUGGCCAGGAGGGAGAUUGGCGUGCUGACGGCCAACAAGGUGAGCUCGCGCCAGUUCAAGAUCGUGGCGCCCAUCAAUCCAGAGAAGCCCAUCAAGUACGUGCGCAAGCCCAUCGACUACUCGAUGCUGGACGAGAUUGGCCACGGCAUCAACUCGGCCUCCCACUCGCAAGUACGGCAGAAGCACCGGGGCUCCAGCCACGGGUCCGUGCAAUCCCUGUUGCCCCCGUCGGUGGGUCCACCGCCGACCACGAAGCCACCGACUCCGCCGCAGAUGUCGCGGGCUGGAAACACCGGCACCCUGGGCAAGUCGGUCAGCAAUACUGGGACUCUGGGCAAGAGCUCGCGGGAAUACCGCACUCCGCCGGUGGUCAAUCCACCGCAGGUGCCCUCGCACUAUGCCCCCAACUAUCCGAUUGGUCAUCCGAAGCGCAUGUCGACGGCCUCUUCCACGAUGACCACCACCACCACAGGCGGUGGGGCGGCGGGCAAUGAGCGAGCUGCUGGGUACAGUGCACUGCCGAUGCCGCCCAGCCAGCAGAUAGCCACCCAUGUGAACCUGCCAUCCGCGGGCAUGAUGCAAUCGCUGCCACCACCGCCACCCACUACGUACGACGAUCGGAGCAGCAUGCCACCAGCUCCACCCUCGCCGCUGACGGUGUCACAGCACGAGAUGACUGAGCAGAGUCACAUUGGUAUGCACACCCUGGGACGCAACAUCAACAGGAAUCCAAAUCGAAACCAUUUCAGCUUGAACUUUGCUCGUCCCGGCUCCCAGUCGCCGCCCUUGCCGCCUCCGCCGCCGCCAGAGGAUGAGCACCAGGACUUCGGACGACCACGCACCUCGACGGGACCGCAGCUGGCGCCCAUAGUGCCCGAGGACCAGAAUUUACCCGGCUGGGUGCCCAAGAAUUUCAUUGAGAAGGUGGUAGCCAUUUACGACUAUUAUGCCGACAAGGACGAUGAGCUCAGUUUCCAGGAGAGCUCGGUGCUGUACGUGCUCAAGAAGAACGACGACGGCUGGUGGGAGGGCGUCAUGGAUGGUGUGACCGGCCUGUUUCCGGGCAACUACGUAGAGCCCUGUGUCUAAGCCUCGCCGCGAUAUUCUAAACAUGCCAACCAUUACAAUAAUCUGCAUUAUCUGGUCUGUUCCAGUCCUCCGAUGCUUCUCAAGAACCUCCACGAUUUCGUUUCAGUUAUCGAGGGCGGUUUUGGGGACAACUGAGGACCGCAACAGGCUCAGUUGACAAUGACGAUAACAUUUUGAGCAUAUUGAUAAGGACAAUUAUACAAUUACACAUCUACACAAGCACAGCAGGCCAGAGAAAGCGAAGAGAAUUCCAUUAGCAUCAGCCAAUUGCAUUUAGUCUAAUAUAAACGAGCACACACACAGGAUCCAGGGGCUCAGUAUCACGCUUGCUGCCCCACUAAACCUAUUUACACUCUAGUAGCCGAAAACGAUGCAUCGAGGGGUGAGGCGAUGGCGGAAGCCCGUAAAUAACUUACGCGAUAUUCUAAAAUUGUUCCACAGACGUAGACGAAUUCAGUCCUGACCCCCCAACGCCUCCAGCCCAAUUACUUUAAAUAUUUGCUCACUGUUUUGUCAAGCGGUUUCUGUUUGCCUUGCGCUUGGUUAUUCCCGGCUAUUAUACACCUAUACUACCCACACCUAUCUACACCUUACUCCCCCAGCAAUAAUGUAGGUUAUAUAAAUUUCAGUUAGCAUUUAAUACUUAAGUAUUGGCCAGUUGGAACUUUUGUUUGCACUUUUACGAACCGCAACGAUUACUUUUUUUGCGAACGUUUAGUUAAAAUGGAAUUGCCAGCAACGGAAUCAAAUUAAAUUUAUACAAUACAAUUACACACACGCUCUAUAUGGUAAAAAAUAAUAGCUAAUAAAAAUUUCAAUUACUAAACCUCAA